Exophiala dermatitidis NIH/UT8656 is the source of this 1581-nucleotide messenger RNA. RefSeq lists its product as uncharacterized. The transcript is spliced from 2 exons. NCBI's taxonomy places the organism in Eukaryota, Fungi, Ascomycota, Eurotiomycetes, Chaetothyriales, Herpotrichiellaceae. The record is from RefSeq and is a predicted model, not a curated record. Bases 1 to 1581 code for a protein of 526 amino acids.
AUGCCGCCCAAUCUACUGUACCAUGGUCGUUUGCUGUCGAUGAAAUCAGCCGCCGAGGAUGAAAGCAAUCUUGUUCUUUUCAUCCGACAUCAGCGCGCGGCUGAGAGCUUCCGGCAUCUGCUUUGGUCCCGGAGAGAGUCGAUCGCGGACUUGGUCAGAAGCCAUCUUCACCUGCGCAAAGACGAUGGCUGCACGGUUCUCACACCUGACUCGUGGAUCCAAGGCGGAUUCAAUAUUUGUGUCUUGAUCGAUAUCACAGUUGGUGGUAGCCCGACCAGACUUGUUUUCCGGUGUCCCAUGCCCCACAAACUAGCGGAAGCCCAGUAUCCUGGGACAAUCGAUGAAAAGGUGCGAUGUGAAGUCGCUGCCUAUAUAUGGAUGCAAGAGUACUGUUCCGACAUUCGAAUACCGAGACUCUAUGCCUUUGGUUUCGUCGAUGGUAGUCAGUUUACCCAUAUCAAGCAAGCACCCUUUUAUACGCGUAUUUCGCGAUAUCUCUGGAGAUGGAUGCACCGUAUCCUAGGUCUUCCGCUCCUCUCGAACUACGCUCCGACUCAGAAUCGAAGGGUAGUACCGGCCGUCCAUACACUUAUGGCGUACAUGCUUCUCGAAUAUAUCGGCCCGCAGACGGGUAAAAUGCUUUCCCUGACGUGGACGGAGCAUCUUCACGACUCGAUGCGACGAGCUCGUCUUUUCCAAGGCAUGUCCCGCAUCAUACUUUCACUCGCGCGUCUCCCACAACCGACUAUUGGAUCCUUCGUGUUCAACCCGAGUGAUUCCACCAUUACAUUGACGAACCGACCUCUGAUGUGUAACACGAUGAUAUUCGAGCACAGCGGGACUCCGCGAACCAUUCAGCCGUUCCAAACAUAUCAGGAUACAGACAGCUUUGUUUCGGAUAUGCUCACGCAGUAUGACAACCAUUUACUCCAUGAUCCUCACGCGGUGCGGGAUGAGGACGAUGCCCGCGAACGCAUGGCCAUCAGGACAUUACUUCGAGCCGUGUCGCAUCAUUUCAUAAAUCGCAGUCAACGAAGUGGUCCUUUCAUCCUCCAACUGACCGACUUCCAUCAAAGCAAUAUCUUUGUGGACGACGACUGGAAUAUCACUUGCCUGAUCGACCUUGAGUGGAUCUGUGCUCUCCCCGCGGAAAUUCUGUCAGUGCCGUACUGGCUUACGAACUGCAGUAUCGAUGAUAUCAUUGACGAACGGUACGACAAAUUCAAUGAGGCGCGACAAAUUUUCUUGGGCAUCAUGGAGGAUGAAGAGGCCAAGAAUUUGCAGCAUGAGCAUAACAACAUCCAGCUCACAAGGACAAUGAGAGACUCUUGGGUGUCUAAGCGAGUGUGGUUCUGGGCCUGCAUCAGAUCUCUCAAUGCCUGGCCCUUUAUAUUUGAGGAUCAUCUUCUUCCCAAAUUUUCCGCCGACAGAGAUUUGGUGGCCAAGGUGAAGCUGGUGUCGACCGUAUGGCAAGAGAAUGUGGAGCAAAUUGUGAAGACGAAAGUUGUUGAGGAAGAGAGGUAUCAGGAAGAGCUUCGGCGCCUUCUUGAAGAUGAUGAAGGACUAAAUAUUACGUCUUGA